Molecule: messenger RNA, 1322 nt
Organism: Sturnus vulgaris (Common starling)
Lineage: Eukaryota; Metazoa; Chordata; Aves; Passeriformes; Sturnidae
Source: RefSeq, a predicted model, not a curated record
AUGAUGAGCAAAACCAUCAAAGAAGCUUUUGUUGUUCAAGAAAGUGAUGUAGAAAAGGGAAAUACAGAGAAUUCACAGGAUGUUAUGCAGUUGUCUGACAAUCUCAGUUACUGUUUCAGUAUGUACAACCAGGUGCCUUGGCUUUCACUGCUAACAGUAAGAAGUUCAGUUAGAACAGAAAAACCUGAAAAGAAAAUUUAUUGCUGCCCAGAAGUUCAGUGCAGUGCUCCUGCAGCCAAGAGGAUGCUCCUCCAUCCUAUCAUCACACUUAUAGUGACUGAUGACUUGCAGAGACAAGUAACUGCUAUGGAAACAAAAGCACAGGUUUUGGAGGCUGAAUUAAAUAGACACAAAAAUGGCAAUGCUGGCCAGUGGCUGUUCAAGCAUAAAUUGCUUCCUGUUACCACUUUGGAUGGGAGGAGAAUGAUCCAGUUCAUCUCCAUGGGAACACAAAGUGGUAGGACACCUCCAGCAUUACUCUUUGCACUGUUUCCAGUAAAAGAAGGCAAUAUUUACUCCACUGUGACACACCUGAUUGGCAUUGCACUGGCCGGAGAAAUCAUGUUGUCUUACUCAUCCUGUGUCCUUACAACACUGGCUGCUUUGUUAGUGACUUGCCAUGCAUUGAGUAAAUGUCCAGGAAUUUCUGGGCUACCUGGUAUCCCUGGAAGAGAUGGUCUGAAAGGUCUGCCUGACUCUCUGGCCACCAAACACCACAAUGCUUUAGAAAAUUUGAAACACCGACUUUUCCAACUGGAGGCUGUGCUUGCUUUGAAUGGAAAAAUAAGAAAAGUAGGAGAGAAAAUUCUUGCCAGCAACGGGAAGAAAGUUGACUUUGCAUCUGCACUGCAAUCCUGUGAAGAGGUUGGAGGAACUCUUGCAGCUCCCAAGAACGAGGAGGAAAAUAAAGCUAUCAUGGACAUUGUGAAGCAGUAUAACCAAUAUGCUUACUUGGGCAUCAGGAAGGGGGACACUUCAGGUCAGUUUCAGUAUAUAAAUGGCAUGCCUCUGAAUUAUAGCAGCUGGCACCAGCAUGAGCCUGAUAGCCAAGGGAAAGAGAAAUGUGUGGAGAUGUACACUGAUGGUACCUGGAAUGACAAAAAAUGCAACAAGUAUCGUCUCACAAUCUGUGAAUUUUAGAACGGCCUUUCAGCCACCUCAGAGUAUGGAGAUAAUGAAGCAUCUGUGUUUCAGGUUGAUAAAAUUUCUGCAGUUUCUCUGUAUCCUAAAAUAUAAAAUGAAUCAUAUUGUGGUAUUGUUUAGCCUUAGGAAAAUUCCAAAUGUGCUGGGUGAUUAACAUGAUUAAAAUGUGCCUGAACUGA